Rubroshorea leprosula is the source of this 1146-nucleotide messenger RNA. The record is from the annotation of a GenBank genome assembly. NCBI's taxonomy places the organism in Eukaryota, Viridiplantae, Streptophyta, Magnoliopsida, Malvales, Dipterocarpaceae.
GCCAGCAACCUUUGACAAUGAAAUUUCAAACCAGAAUUUCUGGAUCAUGAUUGAAGUCAACCAUUAUCUCUAUCUUGCACAGAUGGAAAUUCUAAUAAUUUGUAAGUGCCUUUCUUUUUCAAAACAAGUAGCCUGUUAUAUCAAGCAAGAGUACAUAAAACCACACGAUUGCUUCCAUUUCUUUGACAAUCUAAUAACUAUCCCCCUCCGUAGCCUUCAUCCUUUUACCAUUUCUUCUCUCCAUGAUAUCCACCUCAAAUGGAUGCCUACUUUUUCCUCCACUCUCUUUCAUUACCCUCUUCAUCCUUUUGAUUUGUACCCCCAUAGCUUGCUGUAAUGAUGAUGAUGAUGAUCAGCUGUAUCUGACAUGCAACAGCACCUACAAUUGUGGAAUCUUAAAAGACAUAAGCUACCCCUUUUGGGGCAAUGGCCGGUCCCAAUUCUGUGGCCACCAAGGUUUUGAACUCCUUUGUGAAGAAGGGCAGUACUCCACAAUGCAUAUUGGUGGACAGAAGUUUCAAGUACUGAAUAUAAGUCAUUCAGCUUCCACAAUAAUGACCAUAGCUCCUAUAGGGAUAUGGGGACAAGAUGCUUGUCCUGAGAAAUUUAUCAACGUCUCCUUGAGCCAAAGCCUUUUCACGUUUGCUCCAUCUGCUCGGAACCUCUACUUCUUCUACGGCUGCCCUCCACAGAUAGAUAACAUGCUUGUUCGGACCAGAAUUAACUCCACCAUCAAUGGCGGUUUGCAGGAUGCUUAUUAUGUAGAUGAAUCGCUGCUGAGGAUCAAUCUUCCCAACCUUACAAAGUGUAGCAUCAGCAUCUCUGUUCCUGUGAAUCAGAUGGCUUUUGAAGAGCUGUCCAGUGGAAACGAGGCUCUGGAUAUUGCUUUGAAUGAAGGGUUUGAUGUACAGUAUACCUCAGUCAUCAUGAACUGUUCUGCCUGCCAGAAUUCAGGUGGGAGAUGUGGAUCAAACAUUACAUCGCUUGAGUUCUUAUGCCUCUGCCCUGACCAACCUUACCCUCGAAUGUGUCUCAAACCAGAUGCUAUUUCUUGGCAGUUUCAUCCUUCAUAGUCAUAGAGGCAGGUCAAACUUCUAAAUCAAAUAAUUAUCUUUCUUCCUCUGACAAGAAAGAUAAUUGUACAUU